Messenger RNA from Trichomonas vaginalis G3, 2856 nucleotides. RefSeq lists its product as uncharacterized. The coding region runs from base 1 to 2856 and encodes 951 amino acids. The record is from RefSeq and is a predicted model, not a curated record. The transcript has a single exon. Lineage: Eukaryota; Parabasalia; Trichomonadida; Trichomonadidae.
AUGAGUGAGAUUAUGAACAUCUCGGCGAUUAUACGGCAGAAGAAUCCCGAGAUGCUUCAAAUUCUCCGUUGCGACGAUCUAAUAUCUGCCUACCGUAUGAAAACGAAGGAUGUGAUGAGUUUUCUUGUUAAUGAGCAAUCAUUGUUAUCAAUUAUUCGUGUAUUUCAAGAAACAAUCGAUCCAAAUAUUCUAUGCAAUAUAUCUGGAUUGUUCACAUCAACAAAUACGUCGCUACUUAAAUUCCUCACUCUCGAUAAAAUUUAUACUGAAAAAAUACUUGACUUCCUAGCGAACGAAGUAAAUCCGUAUAAUCCUCGUUUGGUAACCUCUACUGUAAUUUUAUCGUCAGCAUUUAACUAUUGGCCUCAAGAAAUGACAACUAUAUUUGAAUCGUCCGAUGUAAUUCUUCCUAGGUUAGUCUCACAUAUUGAAAAACUCCCAGUAUUCGCUUUUAUUUCGACAAACCUACUUAAAUCUCCAGAACAAGAAGCCUUUCCAUGGUUUAUUUAUCUUUGCAUCAUGGAUGAGCAUGGACCCGGCGCCAUUCGUCCAUUUCAUAUACGCUGGCAGCGUAAUGAUUAUACCCGCAUCAACGCAGCACAGCGUUGCAAAGCAAUUGAGCUUUUAAUUCAGUUUUUUAAGACAUGUCCAAAUCAAUAUGAUUUCAUGAAAAUAUUAACUCAAUCAAUACCUCUAUUUCUUACAGAUGCGUCCGAUGAAACUGAGAAAAAGCUUGUUUUCCUUCUUGGAAAUCUUUUAGAUAAAAACGAUGCCAUUGCUAAAUCCGCAAUUAGCGUAAUCAACAGCUCGAUGCAAGCUACUCCUCUUCUACAGAGCGCAAUGCAAUAUAUUUCGGCAAAAGGGAUAAAAAUGAAAUCCGAUGAUUUACAAAUUAUGCUUUACAGAUAUCUACACCAAACAAAUCACAACAACAUGUUAUCCAACUACCUUGUCAACAUCAUAAAAAAUUCAAUUACAGACGAACCAGAACUUGUCGAAUCAUUAAAUCAAAUUAUGUCAUGCGCUUACAAAAAUUUCUCGUCAUGCAGUACUCUACUAAUGCGUGGCUUUAAGUACGCUGUAUUUGAUACACUCGACGGCUUACAAUACGAUCCGUUAUCGGAAGAUUUCUCGGAUCGCAUUAUGAAAAAGAGAGAUGAGAUUGCGAAUUAUGUUUACGAUAAAUCCUUCAUGCAAUCAAUCAAGAAAAAAUCGCAAAGACUUGUUGAACCAGUAUUUGACGCGAAAGUUCUAUGGGGAAGCGAUUGCCAAUGCUUUUCAUGCAGUUUUUCAACUGUAGCGAGGCUUGACCAUCUCACAACCCAUAUUAAAAGUCCCAAAGGCAACAGAUCUAAAUCUCCGAAUAUUAAAUUCAAAGGAGAAGACAUUGGGAGCCCAAGAAGCUCUUCCAGAGAUGAUAUGGAGAUCCCCAAGAAGCUGGAGAACGAUUUGAGAAAGCAGAGAGGCAUAAAAGUCACAAAAAAAAAGAGAACAAACUCCGAUGAUGCAGAAAAGAGCCAGCCGAACAGCGAACCACCGGUCAGAACGUCAAUUACUCGUCUUAUUGGAGACAAUGUACUCAUGGCCAUCAAAGCCCAGGCUCAAGAAGAAAAACAUGAACCUCCAAAAGUCCAAAUCUCGUCAAGUAGCUCGGAUGAUGACUUAGUUUUCACACUGGAUGAUAAUAAUAUAUUCGAUUUCCAAUUAGAACAACCGCCAAGAAAAUCUGAUCGUAAGGAAAAGGAAGUUUCUAUUCGUAAAGAAAGUUCUCAAAAAGAAAGAAUAAAAGUGACAGAAAGGAAGGAAGAAAAAGUGACAGAAAAGAAAGAAGAGAAAGAAAAGGAGAGAGAAAAAUCUGUUGAAAAUGAAUCUUCGAAAGAGAAAGGAAAAGAAACCGAAAUCGAAGAAAAUGAAAAGUCCAAAUCGGAAAAUAACGAAAAUGAAAAUGAUGCCAAUGAUGAAAUUACCAUUCAGAAGAAUACCUCUCCGAAUUCUGUUAAAGGUCCCCCUGCUCCCCCUAUUGGACAAAAUAUUCCUCAUCGUCCGAACGUUGGAUCGCCGCAUUCUAAGAAGAGACCGUUAGAAAUUGAUACUAUGCUUGAUAGAGACCCGUCACCCCCUCCAAAUCUUCCUAUUUCGAAGCCAACUCUUUCAUUAUGUACAUUGUCCACUUUUGAGUACUUUUUGAAUGAUGUUGAUACUAAAAUGGUCCAAACAGAGGUUGAAACAGAUGAUAGAGGUGUCAAUCCUGUUCAGCGUUACCUUAAACUUUCAAUUGAAGUAUUUGACCCACUUGGAACAACGAAAGAUUCCAUGCCAAGUCUUCAGCAGAGGAGAUCUGAAACAGAGCAGCUGCCAAAAACUCAACAGAGCCAAAAAACAAUUAUCAUAUCUCAUAAGAUGAACGCGUCAAUGAAGAAACAGAAGGGAAUUAUUCAGGUUCCUAACUCUAAUAACAAUGUAUCUCAAAGCCAAGCCAAUCCUCAAAUUGUUACUCAAAUUAUGCCGCAAAUGCAGCAACAAAUGAAUCAAAUGCAGCCAAUGACGCCACCAAUGUCAAUGAUGUCCCAAAUGAUGAUGCCAGCAGAAGAUAUUUCCGAAAUGUAUCCAAGAUCUCCUCCAGCAAGGAAUCCUUACUUUAUGAUGUACGAAGAUCCAUCAGUAAACCAAAUUCCUCCGAAAUUGCAGAUGAAAGUUAAAUAUGAUGAGAAAGGAAUUGUACCUCCGAAAUUACCUAUGAAUAGAAAAGGAGUUUGGGAUGACAGUAAAAUCGAAAGACCUCCUCGAUCAAGCGCACAGCCUCCUCCGCCCAUUGUGCCUGUUAAAAGCCAGCAACACACUGAAUUUCCAAUUUAA